Gastrolobium bilobum is the source of this 2116-nucleotide messenger RNA. Its product is annotated as probable L-type lectin-domain containing receptor kinase VII.2. Lineage: Eukaryota; Viridiplantae; Streptophyta; Magnoliopsida; Fabales; Fabaceae. Gene Ontology annotation, molecular function: protein kinase activity; ATP binding; carbohydrate binding. The transcript has a single exon. Gene Ontology annotation, biological process: protein phosphorylation. The record is from RefSeq and is a predicted model, not a curated record. Gene Ontology annotation, cellular component: plasma membrane. The coding region runs from base 38 to 2116 and encodes 692 amino acids.
UUGGAAAAGUUUCUCUUCCAUUCUCAGUUCCUUGCCAAUGUCUCCACUUAAGCUCCUUGACCUUGUCAUUCUUCUUCACACUAUAACCACUCUGAGUUCAGUUUCCACUACUGAAUUUGUCUAUAAUACAAACUUCAACUCCACAAACAUCAUUCUAUAUGGAAAUGCCACUACUCAGACCUCCAUUCUGACUCUCACUAAUAACAGUUUCUUCUCCAUAGGCCGUGCUUUUUACCCUCAAAAAAUACCUAUGAAACCAGCCAACUCUUCCACCUUUCUCCCCUUUGCAACCUCCUUCAUUUUCUCUGUUGCCCCCAUUAAAAACUUUAUGAGUGGUCAUGGCUUUGCCUUCAUAUUCACACCAUCACGAGGUGUAAAUGGCACGACCUCAAAUGAGUAUCUUGGUCUUUUCAACUUCAGCAAUGAAGGUAAUCCUCAGAACCAUGUUGUUGGAGUUGAGUUUGAUACAAUAAGAAAUAUAGAAUUCAACGAUAUGAAUGACAAUCAUGUUGGUGUUGACAUAAACUCGCUUACUUCCUUAACUUCACAUGAGGCUGGCUAUUGGGGUGGUAAAGAUGACAAGGAAUUUAAGGUGCUGAAGAUAAAAAAUGGAGAAAAUUAUCAAGUAUGGAUUGAGUUUAUAAAUUCCCAGCUUAACAUUACUAUGGCUAGAGCGGGACAAAAGAGACCAAGAGUGCCUCUUAUCAGUAGGAAUGUUAACCUUUCUGGGAUUCUUAUGGAUGAAACGUACGUUGGGUUCUGUGCAGCAACAGGGAGGAUAAUAGACAGUACUAGGAUUCUUGCUUGGAGUUUUAGUAAUUCAAAUUUUUCAAUUGGUGAUGCUUUAAUGACAGACAAUUUGCCCUCUUUUGUCCUUCAUAAAGGGUGGUUUUCUGGAGCACGAGCUUUAGUUGUAGGGGUCACCAGUGCUGUCUCUGUGUUAAUCAUUGCUUGUGGUUAUGUAGUGUUUUACAUUCUCUGCAGGGGAAACAAGGCUGAGGAAGAAAUUGAAGACUGGGAACUGGAGUACUGGCCCCAUAGAAUUAGUUUCCCUGAGAUUGAUGCAGCAACAAGGGGGUUCUCUGAAGAGAAUGUGGUUGCUGUAGGAGGGAAUGGGAAGGUUUAUAAAGGGGUUUUGCAAGGAAUAGAAGUUGCAGUCAAGAGAAUCCCUCAGGAAAGAGAAGAAGGGAUGAGAGAGUUUUUGGCUGAGAUUUCAAGCCUAGGCAGAAUGAAACACAGAAAUUUAGUAGGAUUGAGAGGUUGGUGCAAAAAAGAAAAGGGAAAUUUGAUUCUAGUUUAUGACUUCAUGAACAAUGGAAGUUUAGAUAAAAGGAUCUUUGAGUGUGAAGAGAGAAAGAUGCUAACUUGGGAAGAGAGGAUUGAAGUUUUGAAAAAUGUAGCCGCAGGGAUUCUAUAUCUGCAUGAGGGUUGGGAAGUUAAGGUCUUACAUAGGGACAUCAAAGCAAGCAAUGUUCUACUUGACAAGGACAUGAAUGCUAGGUUGGGGGAUUUUGGAUUGGCUCGUAUGCAUGAUCAUCAUGGACAAGUGGCUAGCACAACAAGAGUAAUAGGGACAGUAGGAUACAUUGCUCCUGAAGUAAUUAGAACAGGAACAACAUCAACUCUGUCUGAUGUGUUUGGUUUUGGAAUAUUGGUGUUGGAAGUAAUUUGUGGGAGACGACCUAUUGAAGAACAUAAACCAGGGCUUAUUGAAUGGGUGAUGUCCCUAAUGGUGCUUGGCCAAUUGCACAGUGCUGUUGAUGCAAGGUUGAAGGCUAAGGGGGAAUACACCAUUGAGGAAGCUGAGAGAUUGCUUCAUUUGGGUUUACUAUGUUCAAAUUCAGACCCUAGUAUUAGACCAACGAUGAGACAGGUUGUGAAAAUGCUGCAGGGGGAAAUGGAAGGGGUUGAGUCUGAUGAAGAAAUCAUGGAGAUGAGUUUGCUUGGAAAAAUAAAAUCAGCUGCUAUGUGGUCUAAAUCUGAAUGUAGUUUUCCAUAUAAAGGUCACCCUACUUUUGAUGAAAUUAGGAUGUUCAGUGUUAAUUCUACUACGUCUAGAAGUGAAUCAGGUACCAUUCCAGGAUCAGAAUCAGAUAUCAUCCGAGAAGGCAGGUAA